Messenger RNA from Spea bombifrons (plains spadefoot toad), 4791 nucleotides. RefSeq names its product DEAD-box helicase 3 X-linked (gene DDX3X). Gene Ontology annotation, cellular component: nucleus; P granule. NCBI's taxonomy places the organism in Eukaryota, Metazoa, Chordata, Amphibia, Anura, Pelobatidae. Gene Ontology annotation, biological process: cell differentiation; gamete generation. Gene Ontology annotation, molecular function: RNA binding; RNA helicase activity; ATP binding. The record is from RefSeq and is a predicted model, not a curated record. Bases 254 to 2410 code for a protein of 718 amino acids. The transcript has 19 exons.
CCCGGCUCGUUCUGGCGUUCAGUUGGGAGCAGCUUCUCGUACUGUUCGCGUCUCCGUUUCGAAAUAGACGAGCGACAUUUCUAAUAAUAUCGCUAAUAGUCGUCUUUUAUUUAUUUUGUUUUGUGUUCGAAUUACCGAUUGUAAAAUACAUCGACUCCGGCAACUGAAAGACAGAUUCAACCGUCAACUAAUCCGCCCGGCAUCUACAUCCGAAUUACUGAUCGAGAGGUCCCGGCCUUCCUACACCUUAGUUAUGAGUCAUGUGGCCAUCGAAAAUGUUCACGGUCUAGACCAGCAGUUUGCUGGCCUAGACUUGGAUUCUGCUGACGGACAAAGUGGUGGUGCUUCAACUAAAGGGCGUUACAUCCCACCUCAUCUACGAAACAGAGAGCCUCCAAGACAGGGUUAUCCACGGUGCCCGUACCCUGCUGUAGAGGUGUAUAGGGGCUACGGUGAUUGGUGGUCACAAAGAAAUGAUGCAAACUGGGAUUCCCGUGGAGGUAAUGGCUAUAUCAAUGGAACCAAUGAUGAUCGUGUGAAUGGUUGUGAUCGUGGUGGCCUUGGGAAUCGAGGUUCCGGACGUACAGACAGAGGAGGUUUUUAUGACCGUGAUAAUUCUGGCUGGAACUCUGGCAGAGACAAAGAUGCAUACAGCAGUUUUGGAUCCCGUGGCAAAGCAGGUUUAUAUGGUGAUAGAGGAAGUGGAACCAGAAGAUCUGAUGACCGUCGUGUUGAUGGCUUUGAUGGUGCAGGCAAUCGUGCAGACAAGGGAGGAUUUGGCAGGUUUGAUCGUGGCAAUAGCCGUUGGUCCGAUGAGAGAAAUGAUGAAGAUGACUGGUCAAAACCCCUUGCUCCAAAUGAUCGUAUAGAGCAGGAGCUCUUUUCCGGAGGCAACACGGGCAUUAAUUUUGAGAAGUAUGAUGACAUUCCAGUUGAAGCUACAGGCUCAAAUUGCCCUCCACACAUUGAAAUUUUUCAAGAUGUCCAGAUGGGUGAAAUAAUAAUGGGAAAUAUUCAACUGACACGCUACACACGACCAACCCCAGUGCAGAAACAUGCAAUUCCUAUAAUCAUAGAAAAAAGGGACCUUAUGGCAUGUGCUCAGACAGGUUCUGGGAAAACAGCAGCAUUUCUUCUUCCAAUUUUAAGUCAGAUAUAUGCUGAUGGUCCUGGUGAAGCACUUAAGCACAUUAAGGAUAAUGGAAGAUAUGGCAGACGUAAACAAUUUCCUCUCUCCCUGGUUUUGGCUCCAACAAGAGAACUGGCAGUGCAAAUCUAUGAAGAGGCCAGAAAGUUUGCAUACCGAUCCAAAGUUCGCCCAUGUGUUGUAUACGGAGGAGCUGAUAUAGGGCAACAAAUUCGGGACUUGGAGCGUGGAUGCCAUUUACUUGUUGCCACUCCUGGUCGUCUUGUUGACAUGAUGGAGCGGGGGAAGAUUGGCUUGGACUACUGCAAGUAUCUUGUCCUUGAUGAAGCUGAUAGAAUGCUUGACAUGGGGUUUGAGCCCCAGAUAAGACGCAUUGUUGAGCAAGACACAAUGCCCCCAAAGGGGGUCCGCCAGACUAUGAUGUUUAGUGCCACUUUCCCAAAGGAAAUCCAGAUCCUUGCUCGUGAUUUCUUGGAGGAGUACAUCUUUCUUGCAGUUGGACGAGUUGGGUCCACAUCUGAAAACAUUACUCAGAAAGUGGUUUGGGUUGAGGAAAUGGACAAGCGAUCAUUUUUGCUGGAUCUCCUUAAUGCAACAGGUAAAGAUUCCUUAACAUUGGUCUUUGUUGAGACAAAAAAGGGUGCUGAUGCACUUGAAGAUUUCCUGUACCAUGAAGGCUAUGCCUGUACAAGCAUCCACGGAGACAGGUCCCAAAGAGACAGAGAAGAAGCACUUCAUCAGUUCCGCUCGGGGAAAAGCCCUAUCCUUGUUGCCACUGCUGUUGCAGCUAGAGGACUUGACAUUUCAAAUGUCAAACACGUUAUUAACUUUGACUUGCCGAGUGACAUUGAAGAAUAUGUACAUCGUAUUGGUCGUACAGGCCGUGUUGGUAAUCUUGGACUUGCAACAUCCUUUUUUAACGAGAAGAACAUAAAUAUAACAAAGGACUUGUUGGAUCUGCUGGUGGAAGCAAAACAAGAAGUACCGUCUUGGUUGGAGAACAUGGCUUAUGAACAGCAUCAUAAGAGUAGCGCUCGUGGCCGUUCAAAGAGCCGAUUCAGCGGUGGAUUUGGUGCCAGAGAUUACAGAACAAGCAGCGGUGGUUCAAGCACUAGCUUUGGUAGCAGCAGCCGUGGAGGCCGGAGCAGUGGCCAUGGAAGUAGCAGGGGAUUUGGAGGUGGUGGAUAUGGUGGUUUCUAUAACAGUGAUGGAUAUGGAGGAAACUAUGGCGGUAGCUCCCAGGUUGACUGGUGGGGCAACUAAGGAUGGCAGAAAUGACUCAAACCAAACAAGCUAAUAUGGAAACCACAUGUAACUUAGCCAGACUAUACCUUGUGUAGCUUCAAGAAAACGUGUACAUUAACCAGCUGUGACUCCACGGAAUUUUCUUUUCAAGGGAGCUGUGGGCCAUGAAGAAAAAUGGGGCAAAAACCCGACUCUGAAAGUGUUGGAAGAUUUCAUUGCUGUAGUUUUGGGGUUUACACCCAAAUCCACCCCUCCCUACCAACUGCAUUUAUUUUGUCUGAGGAUAAUUUGUUUGUUAAUGUACUGUGCCUUUAACUUUAGAUAACUUUUUUAUUUUAAUGUCCUGUUGGCUCAGUAUUGCUCAAGAUAAAAUUGUUAUGAUAAAAUAAACUUAUCAAACUUGGGCAAAAUCAAACCUUGGCACAAAGGUCUGAUACAACACAAGACAGGAUUAGUUUCAUCCACUAAUUAAUAUUACGAGGCAAAACUUGUGUGCAGUGAGCCUGCAUUAGAGCUUCUGUUUAUUUGCCAUUUUUAGGCAAAACACCCUGAAGCAUAUUUAAGUUACUAAUGUAGCAAACUGUACAAAGUUAAUUUCUGAUUUGCUCACUCUAUCCUGGAAAGGUACUUUGAACCUGAAGUCUUUACAAUAAGCCAUUCCAGUCACAAAAGGUGUUAAGGACUUGCAUUCAUACAGAGCACUCUUUUUCAGAGAAUGCAAGAAAAUACAGGAAUUCCUUUUAACAAUGUUUAGGCAGAUCCAUAAGUUGAGCUAGCCAAACGAAGGCCUAACAUUUAGAAGGAACAUGUAAACUGAUCUGAAACUUGAAAUAGCUUGUAGGGCGUAUCAAAUUUUACAUAUGCCUGUCAUGAAAUAUGGCAGAAUGGCUGACCACAGCAGUAUGUGGUUCUGUGACAGGCCUGGCUGAUUUUGGUCUAAUAACGCAUGCUAGUGUUGAUGUUUUUUGGUCAAGAGGGUAUGAACAGGAGGAAUUAUGCAGCAGGCUUUAUUUUAAUGCAGAUUCACAUUACUCUGUUAAGCUGCGUUGAGAGUUUAAAACAUACUUGGCUUACAGUAGACUUUAAAAAUGGCUCCAGAUGAGUAAAACUUAAAUCACAAGAUCAGUGGUGGAAAAAAUGUACGACUGCACAAGGUGUUAAAUCUGCUAAUCAGUGCAGUUUAGUCAGUUUUAGUUGCAUAGGUUUCCAUUGUAUUUAGUAUGUCAAUGCUAAAUUUAGCCAAAGACUUAAUUCUCACCUGUAACAUGUCUCUGCCACUUUGGAAUUAAGCUUAUACUGUGUAGUAAAAUAACAAUUUUAGUGGCAUGGGAUUGGCAAAAAAGUGCAAUAGAUUUGUGUACUGUGCCUUGCUCAACAUUUUUGUAGGUGCACUUGACAGUAUUGAGGUCUUUUUGUUAUGGUGCUAUUUAAAAUAUAGGUGGCCCUUGUACAUUUUGCCCAUAACUUUAUACAAAACUUUUAUUGCACAUGGCGAGAAUUUUUAUACAAGUCUUGUGUGCGUGUCCUUUUAACCUCAAAUAUUUUGUCUCAAUAGGGUGGGGAAGAAAAACGCUUUGAAAGAGGUGUAGGGUAGACUGAGAUUUAUUUGGGACCAUAGGAGUGUUAGCUGGGGAAGGAAACUAUUUUGCACACAAUGGAUUUCUAGAUACUUUUUGCUGCUAGUUUUGUGUAAUAUUUAUUGAACAUUUUGACAAAUAUUUAUUUUUGUAAGCCUAAGUGAUUCUUUGAAAGUUUAAAGAAACUUGACCAAAAGACAGUACAAAAACACUGGCACUUGAAUGUUGAAUGUCAACGUAUGCGUGAAAUUAUAUAUUUCGGGGUAGUGUGAGCUUUUAAUGUUAAGUCAUAUUAAACUCUUAAGUCAAAUUAAGCAGAUCCGGUAUUGGCGGCACAGCCAUAACUCUCUGGUGUAAUUGAAAUGCAAUUGGCAAUUUAAAAUUUAAACAUGCCAAGGUUUUGAUACACUUGUCUUAAGAUAUUAAUGAAACACUUCAAAACACAUGUGAAGUGUCCAGAUUCUCAAGAUGUUUGUGUGAGUUUUUGUUUAGUUGUGUGGUUAAUUUUUUUUUUUUUAAAUAUUUCAGUGAAUGUCUGGCACAUUGCAAUCCUCAAAACAUGUGGUUCUUUUGUCAUAUUGGUGUAAUCGGUGACUUGUCUUCAAUGAUUACAUAUUAGCAAGUAUAUUUGGCAGCAAUACCUUUUUUUAAAAGAUGAGGUUUAAAAAAAAUCAUAUGCAAUGAAUGGAUUCAAACUUGCUAAUGUCAAGAUUGACUCAAGUUGCUCUAGUUUAGUAAUGCUUAUUGUACUAGUUUAGAUGCUUAGCACUGCAUGUGCUGUGCAUUACUGAUUUUAUUAAAAUAAAAGUUGAAUGGCAAACA